AUGACCGCUCUUCCCUUGAGCCGUCCUAGGUAAUCAAUUAAAAUGGUGAGGUAUUCUCUUGAUCCAGAGAACCCCACAAAAUCAUGCAAAUCAAGGGGCUCAAAUCUCCGGGUCCAUUUCAAGAAUACCCGGGAAACAGCCCAAGCUAUCAAGGGCAUGCAUAUCAGAAAAGCUACCAAGUAUUUGAAAGAUGUCACAUUGAAAAAACAAUGUGUGCCUUUCCGCCGUUAUAAUGGUGGAGUUGGCAGGUGUGCUCAGGCUAAGCAAUGGGGUUGGACACAAGGUCGGUGGCCCAAAAAGAGUGCUGAAUUCUUGCUGCAUAUGCUUAAAAAUGCAGAGAGUAAUGCAGAACUGAAGGGUCUGGAUGUGGAUUCUCUUGUCAUUGAGCAUAUUCAGGUUAACAAGGCCCCCAAAAUGCGACGGCGUACUUAUAGGGCUCAUGGUCGAAUCAACCCAUACAUGAGUUCUCCUUGCCACAUUGAGAUGAUCCUUACUGAAAAGGAACAAAUUGUUCCUAAACCAGAAGAGGAAGUUGCUCAAAAGAAAAAGAUAUCCCAAAAGAAAUUGAAGAAGCAAAAGCUUAUGGCACGAGAGUAAAUACGACAGUGCAAAUAAAAGUGAAGUGAAAUGUUA
Molecule: messenger RNA, 633 nt
Organism: Antechinus flavipes (yellow-footed antechinus)
Lineage: Eukaryota; Metazoa; Chordata; Mammalia; Dasyuromorphia; Dasyuridae
Product: 60S ribosomal protein L17
Exons: 1
Coding region: 43-597 (184 amino acids)
Biological process (GO): cytoplasmic translation
Cellular component (GO): cytosolic large ribosomal subunit; ribosome
Molecular function (GO): structural constituent of ribosome
Source: RefSeq, a predicted model, not a curated record